Messenger RNA from Nannospalax galili (Upper Galilee mountains blind mole rat), 426 nucleotides. Its product is annotated as cystatin-13-like. The record is from RefSeq and is a predicted model, not a curated record. The transcript is spliced from 3 exons. Lineage: Eukaryota; Metazoa; Chordata; Mammalia; Rodentia; Spalacidae. Bases 1 to 426 code for a protein of 141 amino acids. Gene Ontology annotation, molecular function: cysteine-type endopeptidase inhibitor activity.
AUGGCCAGACUUUUCCAGGGCCUGCUGUUCCUGGUAGUCACUGUGGCCCUGGUGUCCAGAAGAGUCCAAGCAUGGGGCACAACGAAGGUGGUGAGGCCAUUUGUAGACAUCUCCAAAACCUAUAUCUAUGUGCAGCAGGCACUCUGGUAUGCCAUGAAAGAGUAUAAUGUGGACAGCAAGGACCAGUACAACUUCAAGGUGAUGGACAUCCUGAAAGCUCAGGAGCAGCUCACAGAUAGUCUGGAGUACUAUCUUGAAGUCAAAAUUGCCAGAACAAUGUGCAAGAAAAUUUCAGGAGACAAUGCAAACUGCUUAUUUCAACAGGAUCCGCAAAUGAAAAAGAUCAUGCUUUGCACUUUUAUUGUUAGAUCCAAACCAUGGAGAUUUGAACUCAAACUGUUGAAGAAACAAUGCCAAGAUGCCUAA